CAGCCAGGGACGCCAACUUGACGAAAAUUCAACCUGUCAGUUUCGCGACAAAAAGGUAAACCUUCUUUUUGAUUGUCCCUUCGAUACCGAUUGAACAGCCGCGUGUUGUGCUCUGAUCAAAAGAACAAAAAUGGCUCUGCGUCCAGCAUACAAACCCAAAAUCGUCAAGAAACGGACGAAGAAGUUCAUCCGUCACCAGUCUGAUCGGUACCACAAGCUUGCGCCAAACUGGCGCAAGCCGAAAGGUAUUGACAACCGGGUUCGUCGCCGCUUCAAGGGACAGUAUCUGAUGCCGAACAUCGGUUACGGCUCGAACAAGCGCACCCGCCAUAUGCUGCCCAAUGGCUUCAAGAAAUUCCUGGUCCACAACGUCCGCGAGCUGGAGGUGCUGCUGAUGCAGAACCGCGUGUACUGCGCCGAGAUCGCCCACGCCGUGUCCUCCAAGAAGCGGAAGCAGAUCGUCGAACGGGCGAAGCAGCUGGCCAUCGCCGUGACGAACCCGAACGGCCGUCUGCGCUCGCAGGAGAACGAGUAAGACGGUGUCCUGCGGCUUUAGGGUUACGGGGACUAUCGAUGCUUUUGUGUGUCAUGUAUAUACUGGUUCAAGUAUAGAUAGGAGCGGAAAAGCAUCUUCUGAUAAGAAUUAAAUAUAAUAUACAAUCAAA
Uranotaenia lowii is the source of this 665-nucleotide messenger RNA. RefSeq names its product 60S ribosomal protein L32 (gene RpL32). Gene Ontology annotation, cellular component: cytosolic large ribosomal subunit; ribosome. Gene Ontology annotation, biological process: translation. Bases 131 to 535 code for a protein of 134 amino acids. The record is from RefSeq and is a predicted model, not a curated record. Gene Ontology annotation, molecular function: structural constituent of ribosome. The transcript has 3 exons. NCBI's taxonomy places the organism in Eukaryota, Metazoa, Arthropoda, Insecta, Diptera, Culicidae.